This is a messenger RNA of Linepithema humile (Argentine ant), 1588 nucleotides long. RefSeq lists its product as uncharacterized. The record is from RefSeq and is a predicted model, not a curated record. Gene Ontology annotation, molecular function: phosphatase activity. NCBI's taxonomy places the organism in Eukaryota, Metazoa, Arthropoda, Insecta, Hymenoptera, Formicidae.
AUCAUCCGUUUUAUUAUGUUGCGUUAUAAAAAAAUACAUUGCAAACAUUAAGAUUUACACCGUUGUGCAAGAUAUCAUUGCAUGAUAAAUCUUUCAUGUCAUUUGCUCACAAUGUCUAUCCGUUCCUGGGACAUGCGCAACUAGUAUCUCGACUAGCUCACGUCGAGAUGAUAUUCGGAAUGUAUUUACAUCGUCGCAUACGGGUCGUGAGUGUGAAAAACACGAAAUCAUUUUUCUUACAAAUGUUCUCGCGGGCGCAUGUAGUCAAAAGUGAUGUUAUCGAAAAGUGAAUACUCAAUCGGUCUUAUUUAUGCUGCUUGUAGUUUGAUGCAUUAAUUAGAUAACACAUAUAUAGCCGGCCACACAACGGUUCUUAAAAGUAGCUUCGGAAAUUGACUGUCGCCAGAAAUCUUGCAUCGCAUAAUAGAAUAAGUUGAAACCUCACCAGUUGAAACCUUCGAGAAAAAAUCGCGCCAGAGAAUCAAACGUGCUCGCAUCUAUCAUGUCGAAGACUAAAGACCUCACCAAAUUUUCGGCUGUACAACUGCAGGAGUUUUUAACAUCUUUCGAUAUAAUAAUGUCCGAUAUCGAUGGAGUUCUGAGAGACUCCAUUAAACCUAUCGAAGGCGCUUUCGAGGCUUUAGCGGCGUUGCAAAAUUUGGGGAAGCAAGUGUAUUUAGUGACAAAUAACAGCACGAAUAUGAUGGAAAAUUUUUGUAAAACUGCUCAAUGUGCCUCUUUGAAUGUGACUCCGGACCACGUAAUUAACAGUACCAGAGUGAUCGUCUGGUAUUUGAAAAAAAUCGAUUUUCGUGACGAAGCUUUCGCCAUCGUUUCAGAGUUGUCUCGUAAUAUACUAGAAAAAGCAGGGAUACGACUAGUAGAGGAACCAAAAACUUCUCUCACAGAUAUAGCUGCAAAUAUAAAAGAAGUCUUAGAUAGACCAUCUGUUAAAGCUGUAAUUGUUGACUUUGAUGUUAAUUUCAAUUGGUCAAAGUUAGCUUUGGCCAUAUCGUGCCUUAAACGUAAAGAUGUGUUAUAUAUAACUGGAGCAAUGGAGGAAUGGUUUAAUAUACAAACAAUACAGCAAAUUAAAAUUUUAGGUCCUGGACCUUUGAUAAAUCUUAUCAGUACACAAAGUCAAAGAAAUCCAAUUUUAUGUGGUAAGCCCAGCCAAGCAUUAAAAGAUUUCAUUUUGGACACGUGCAAAGUGACCAAUCCACAAAGAUGUUUGUUCAUCGGUGACACGGCUGAUCAAGAUAUGAAAUUUGCAUCAAUGUGUGGAUUUAUAAAGCUUUUCGUUGGAACUGGGAGUGACACUCUAGAAAAGACGCAAGAAGAGGAAGAUACUUGUCCUGAUUACUAUCUUCCCGCUUUAAGUCAAUUAUUUUCUGCCUAUGACAAAUAGUGCAAUGCACGGUGAUAAGAAUAAUUAAUUGUUUAUUCUUUCUUUGGAAGAUAAAAAAGAUCAGUCUUUUUUUGACAAUAUCAAUUGCUCAAAUUGGCACCAGCUUGUUAAUAUAAAUUGUAAAAGAUUAUUACAUAAAUGUAAUAAUGUAAUGCGUGUAUGUGAGCGUUAAAUUAUAUC